Molecule: messenger RNA, 3611 nt
Organism: Phragmites australis (common reed)
Lineage: Eukaryota; Viridiplantae; Streptophyta; Magnoliopsida; Poales; Poaceae
Product: probable inactive leucine-rich repeat receptor-like protein kinase At3g03770
Exons: 7
Coding region: 818-3205 (795 amino acids)
Biological process (GO): protein phosphorylation
Molecular function (GO): ATP binding; protein binding; protein kinase activity
Source: RefSeq, a predicted model, not a curated record
CCGUUGCCUGCUCCCAUGUCCGGCACAACCUUUGGAGACACCACUUGUCCGUUGCUCCAGGUGCUGAGGCGCCUCUUCUUCUGCCACCCCCGUGAUAUGCAGCACAGCAGCACUACUAUCAGAUGACACACUGAGCAGUGCAGUACUUGCAUCUGCAAGCCAUAAACCGCAAGAAACAAGGAGUUCUACAUCUUCCUCGUGUUUAUCCGUUGUUUUGAUGCAUUCAUCGCUGAUCUGAAGAAGGUUUUCUUGGCCCCUUCGUUGCAGUUUCAGUUACCGCAAGGCAGUAAUGUUCAGUCCAUUGUUGCCUUGUUGGUGUUAUUGUGUUGAAGUAGUAAUCUUUGGCGCCAAGUGGGUUGCUUAAGACAUUCGGUUUGUGCUGCUUUUUCCAGUUCAUGGAGUGAGCAAGUAUGCUGUGAGAUUCUUGCACGGGUAGCAGCAGGCUUCAUUGAUUUCAGUGCUUUGUUGGUCAGACAUGGGAGGAGCUGGUAUUCUACUUGCCAGAUCCUUGUGAAAGAUUUGGAGUCCGCUUUGCACACUGUUUUCUGGUAUCCAAUAGCUGUCUCAAGCAGCUUUGGUCACCCCCCCCCCCCCUUCGGCUGAUCUAGAAAGGGAGAUGAGUUGGUUAGUUUUGCUUCCAGAUGAUAUUUUCUCCUCCUAGUUAGCAACCAUCAAAAUCUAUAUUCUACUGACGCUGCUACUGUCCUUGAUCACAGAGGGAGAAAACAAUCAAAGAUCAGGCAGAGGCCAGCUUCUAUUAGUGUUUGUUGAUCAAGAGUAGACUGAAGCGGUAACACUGUAGAAAUCUUCUUCUCCAAUGGCAAGGCCAAGCCCUCUCCUCCUGCUCGUCUUCUUCGCAGUGUUACUUGCAUUGCUCCCGGAGACCACGCAGCUCCAGCCCUCGCAGGCAUGGACUCUGUUCAAGAUCCAGCAGCUCCUGAAUCACCCUCCAAUGCUCAGCCACUGGCGCCGCGGUACAGACUUCUGCGGCGGAGGCGGCGGCUCCAUAGGCCCCUUGGGCACGGUCGCCGUCGUGUGCUACGGGGAUACCGUGACGCAGCUGCACAUCGCCGGCGCCGCGGGCUCCCCGCCGCUGCCCGAGAACUUUUCCAUCGGUGACUUUGUCACGACGCUGUCCUGGCUCCCCGACCUCAAGGUUCUCAUGCUGUCCAGUCUCGGCCUCUGGGGCUCCUUGCCGGGCAAGCUCGGCCAGCUCGCAGCGCUGGAGAUACUCAGCAUCAGCGGCAACUACCUCUCCGGCGGCAUCCCGAAGGGCAUGUCGCGGCUCAUCGGCCUCCAGACCCUGGUCCUCAACGACAACAUGCUGGGCGGCGAGGUGCCUGCCUGGAUCGGGACGCUGCCGUCGCUGGCCGUGCUGAGCCUGCGGAACAACUCGCUACAAGGCGCUGUGCCGGAGUCCAUCGGGCGCAUGCCGUCGCUGAGGUCGCUCGUGCUCGCGUCGAACAACCUGUCCGGGAACCUGCCGGACAUGAGCCGGCUGACCAACCUCCAGGUGAUCGACGUCGGCGGCAACUCGCUCGGGCCAGCGUUCCCGAGGCUAGGGAGGAAGGUGGUCACCGUGGUGCUCAGCCGGAACAAGUUCGGCGGCGGCCUCCCGGAGCAGCUGAGCUCCUUCUACCUGCUGGAACGGCUGGACGUGUCAUGGAACCGGUUCGUCGGACCGUUCACGCCAGCACUGCUAUCCCUGCCGUCCAUCCGGUACCUGAGCAUAGCCGGCAAUAGGUUCACUGGGACGCUGUCCGACAAGGCGCUGUGUGGCGGCAACCUCCGGUUCGUCGACCUGUCGACGAACCUCCUCGUGGGGAGCGUGCCCACCUGCUUGACAUCACCGGACAAGAGUCCGGACACGGAGGUGCUCGUCGGGGCCAACUGCUUGGACAACAGCGAUGGUUCACAACACCCGUCACCGUUCUGUCAGAACCAAGCCUUGGCCGUGGGGAUAGUGCCCGGCAAGGAGAGGAAGAGCAUUGCCAGGCAGGCAGGCUUUGUCACCGGCAUUGUCAUGGCGGUUCUUGUCGCUGUUUCCGUUGUCGGUGUCAUGGUCCUCUUCGCCGUGAAGAAGGUGACCGCAAAAGGUGCAAAGGCAAGGGCUCUGGCAACGUCGGUGGAAGAACAUGUUUCCAGUGCUUCCAGUGGCUACCCCUCCAAGUUGCUCGCCGAUGCGCGUUACAUAUCACAAACAGUGAAGCUGGGAGCUCUGGGGAUCCCAUCAUACAGAUCAUUUUCUUUGGUCGAGCUUGAAGCUGCAACAAACAACUUUGAAAACUCUUACCUACUGGGGCAAGAUUCUCAUGGUGAAAUGUAUCGAGGAAGGCUAGGCAACGGCACCCCGGUGACAAUCAGGACUCUGAAGAUCAAGAGGAGCCAGACUUCCCAAAGCUUUAACCGUCACAUUGACACGAUUUCUAGGCUCAGGCAUCAGCACUUGGUCAGCGCUCUAGGACACUGCUUUGAAUAUGAUCUUGAUGAUUCUACUGUGACCCAGUUGUACAUCGUGUUCGAAUACGUGCAAAAUGGGAACCUAAGGAGCAGGAUCUCGCAAGGAACUGAAGGAUGCAAGCUUACUUGGGCACAGAGAAUAUCGGCUGCCAUCGGUGUCACGAAGGGUAUUCAGUUCUUGCACGGAGGGAUCAUACCUGGUAUAGUUGGAAACAAUCUGAGGAUCACCAACAUUCUUCUAGAUCAGAAUCAUGUUGCUAAAAUCGGCAGCUACAAUAUACCAAUCCUGGCAGAGGCCGUGAAACCCCAGAUAGGAGCUGGAAGCAAGUUUCAAAUUGAUAGUCCGAUGUACAGCGAUAAGACUGACAUCUUCGAUUUCGGGGUGAUCCUACUUGAGGUUGUGUCUGGAAGGACCAUCACAUCCAUCUAUGAGGUCGAGAUACUGAAAGAACUGCUGCAAUGGGCGAUCGCCGACGAGGACCGAGUCAGGAGGAGGAGCUUCGUAGACCCGGCGGUGAGGAAAGGAUGUUCAGAUGAAUCACUGAGGACGGUCAUGGAGAUCUGCCUGAGGUGCCUGGCCAAGGAGGCGGCGCAGCGUCCAUCAGUGGAGGACGUGCUCUGGAACCUGCAGUUCGCCGCCCAGGUGCAGGACGACUGGGAAGGGGACGCCCGGAGCAGCGACGGGUCCCCGGUGCCAUCGUCGUCCCGGGUCACCAGGUCGUCUCGGUUGAGCUUGAGCAGAUGAUCAGUUGCCUCUCUGGUCCAGCCAUCAGAUGAUCAUGGCGCACCCAUGAUCAGAUCAGGUGCUGAGAUUUCUGUCUCGUGCAACUAUCUCGGACCAUACGAGACUCUACUGUCAAUUGCAAGAUUUGUUGGGUCAGUGGCUGCAGGCUGCAUCUGAAGAUGGAAAUUUUGAGACACCACACAAGCACACAGCAGCUGAAAUUCACAAACAACUAGUGUGCGGUAUUUUUGUUUUAUCAGUGUAGAGUUUUUUCCUUUCUUUUUGUUCCUUUUUGUUUGAUGUUUUGCUAUCUGGGAGUAACAAUAAUGAUGUGCCUUUGGUGGUUUUCCUCUGGGAGUACAAUAACGGUGUGCUGUGCAAUACCUGUACUGUCUGUCAAUAGUAAAUCUUGUUUCGACCGAUGUAA